Messenger RNA from Kwoniella botswanensis, 399 nucleotides. RefSeq names its product ubiquitin-like protein ATG12. Bases 1 to 399 code for a protein of 132 amino acids. Gene Ontology annotation, biological process: autophagosome assembly; autophagy of mitochondrion; nucleophagy. Lineage: Eukaryota; Fungi; Basidiomycota; Tremellomycetes; Tremellales; Cryptococcaceae. The record is from RefSeq and is a predicted model, not a curated record. Gene Ontology annotation, cellular component: Atg12-Atg5-Atg16 complex; phagophore assembly site membrane; cytoplasm. The transcript has 5 exons.
AUGUCGAUACCCACACCAGAUCUACUCUCACCAGCUAUCCAACCUCCUUCAGCAGAAACGAUGAUGGCCAACUCCAUCAUCACUCAGCCUACAGCUUUGGAAGCAUUAGAGCAUUACAAGAAGAAAGAUGCGUCGAAGGUCGUCGUUCGAUUCAAAGCGAUAGGUUCUGCUCCCAUAAUGAAGAACAACGUAUUUAAAGCUACUGCAGGACACAAGUUUCAAGCCGUCAUACUAUUUCUGAGACAGCAGUUGGGUAUGAAGAAGGAAGAGGCCUUGUUCACAUAUAUCAAUGCCGCGUUUGCUCCUGCUCCUGACGAUACAGUUGGAAACCUGUAUAAAUGUUUUGGAACGGAAGGUCAUCUGAUAGUGAAUUACAGUAAUACUCAAGCUUGGGGAUAA